CAGUCUGUGUGCGGACCGCGCGGGCCUCGCUCGCUGCCUGCAAAGUGCCGGUCGGUCGGUCGGUCGGGACGCGCAGUGGAGUGAAGUGGAGUGCUAUGCGGCGCUGGGGCCAGCCGCCGCGGCCGGUCGCGCGCCACCGCUCUCUCCGAGCCGACUGCUGCUGCUGAUCGCUGCCGACUCCUCCACAGCCACCGCCGCAGACAUGCGCCGCCGCGUGCUCAGGUUGCUGAUGGCGGCCAGUGUGCUGAUGGUCUCCUAUGGCAAGACUGCCAGCAAGUAUCCGCUGCAGGUGCACGGGCCGUCGCAGCAGCGGCUGGGCGCGCCCGGCCACUGGGCUCCAUGGUCAGCGUGGUCGCCCUGCUCCAGGACCUGCGGCGGCGGCGUCGCCGUGCAGACCAGGGACUGCCGGCCUAUGGAGACCCGGCGCCGUCGCCGGUUGACGGAGCCGCCGCCUCGCAGCCACUGCGUGGGCGUCUAUAAGCGCGUCCACGUCUGCAACGACCAGGAAUGCCCACCAGGGUCAAAGGACUUCCGUAGCGCGCAGUGCGAAGCUUUCAACGGAAAACCCUUCAUGGGACGCCUCUACCUCUGGGAGCCCUUCCUGCAGGCGCCCAACCCGUGCGAGCUGAACUGCCGCGCGGCGGGCUUCCGCUUCUACGCAACGCUCAACAAGACUGUGGUGGACGGAACGCCUUGCCGCGGGGAGGCGCCGCCGCCCGCCAGGCACGUGUGCGUCGCGGGUGUCUGCCAGCGAGUGGGCUGCGACGGCGUGGUGGGCUCGGGGCGCGUGGUGGACGCGUGCGGCGUGUGCGGCGGCGACAGCAGCGCGUGCCGGCGCGUGGCGGGCCUGUUCACGCGGCCCACGCUGCCGCCCGGCUACAACCUGGUGGCCACGCUGCCGCGCGCCGCCUGCAACGUCACCGUCGCCGAGCUGCGGCCCUCCAGGAACUUCCUCGCGCUGCGCCGCCAGGACGGCAGCUUCAUCCUGAACGGCGACUGGGCGGUGGUGCGACCGGGCGAGUACGACGGCUUCACGUACCGCCGGCACGACCCGGAGUCCAUCACGGCGGCCGGCCCGCUGCGCGGCCCCGUCGACAUCAUGAUCAUCUAUCAAGAACCAAACCCGGGAAUUAAAUACGAAUAUAUGCUGCCGAUGAAGGUUGAUCCUGUUCCACCCAUUCCAGGUAUCAACCCCCGACCAAACGACAAACACCUGAAGGACGGUUCACCUCUGAACGGACUGGACAAAAGCCCUGCGUUCCCGCACGGCACGGGCGUGCAAGCCACCGAGUCGCAGCCGGCGCCGCCGCCAGCGCGACCCCGCGGCCGCCGCCGCAAGUUCGUCUGGCGCGUCACCGGCUUCUCAGAGUGCUCGCAGACCUGUGGUGGAGGCGUGCAGACGGCGGUGGUGCAGUGCGUGCGGGAGGCGACGCAGCAGGUGGUGCCCGAGAGGCGCUGCCCCGAGAAGCGGCCGCCCCCGCAGACGCGCCGCUGCCACACCAAGCAGCCCUGCCCGCCGCAGUGGGAGGCCGGCGAGUGGAGCCCCUGCUCUGUGAGCUGCGGCCGCGGCGGCUCCCAGGCGCGCUCCGUCGUGUGCCGCCAGCAGCUGACGGCGGAUCUCAACAUGGUCGUGACGGACGGCGCGUGCGCCAUGACGCCGGCGCCGGCGCGCUCGCAGCCCUGCGACGGGCCGCCCUGCCCGGGACACGAGCCCGAGUGGCGCGCCGGGCCCUGGGGAGAGUGCUCAGCCCCAUGCGGCCAGGGCAAUCGUUCGAGAGCCGUGAUGUGCCAGGGCCCUUACGGGCAGAGUGGCGAGGAGGAGUGCCCUCAGAGUGACCGCCCUGCAGAUGAGGAGCCCUGCAACAUGGGGCCCUGUCCCGAGACCAGGAGUCUCAAGCACUCCUGGCUUUACACUGAGUGGAGCCAACAGUGCUCCCAGGAGUGCGGGACAGGUAUCCAGACGAGGCGGGUCAUCUGCUCUGAAGGCCGUGAUGCAACUUGCGAUGCUAGCUCCAAGCCAGAGGACCGGCGCGCCUGCUCCAGCCAGCGCCAUUGUGCCGGCCAGUGGUUCGCAGGACCCUGGGGACAGUGUUCAUGUGGCUUGGGCCGACAGACCAGAUCUGUGAUCUGCAUUGCAACUAUUCGUGGGCAACAAAGAGUAACUCAUGACUCCAGCUGCCCCCACGGAUUAAAACCACCAGCUGAGCGCAACUGUCAAGCCGAUACUUGUCCAUCUGAAUUAUGGUUCACCUCUGACUGGUCACAGUGUUCCAGAACAUGUGGCACUGGUGAACAAAGUCGUGAAGUACAUUGCCUCGAUGAAAAGCAGAAGUUGGCAAAUAACUGUCCGGAGGAACUUCGACCACCUGCACGAAGAACAUGCAAUACACAUGAAUGUGGGACACAGGCUGUGACAUCUGGUGACACAGAAAAAAGAGGAAGCACACAUCAUAUUAAGUCAAAUGAUAAUCCAGUGCAGAACAAUGGUGUAAAUGACCAGGCUAUUCCAGAUAACAAUGGUGCUGAUGAAGUUCAUCACAAAGGGAACGACUGUGUAGACAAAUUUCCAAACUGCCACCUUGUUGUACAAGCUCGACUCUGCAAGUAUAAGUAUUAUCAUAACAACUGCUGCCAUUCCUGCCGAAAGAAAUUCUAAAUGCAUGCAGUGAAUAUUAGCUUGACAGGGAUGCUGUCAAUACCAUACUGUUACUCCUCUACCUGGUUACUAAUUAAGAGGUUUUUAAUGUAUGGCCCAAUGUGUUUUGUCACAAAUAAUGAUAUGCUUGAAUCAUUAUAAUACAGAGCACAUGAUUUAUGUUCUAAUUGACUGUUACUCAGACUGAUUUUAGGCAUAUUGAGGUGUCCCUUGCAUUGUGGCACAUAAUUGAUGACUAAAUGUGAAUUUAUGUUAAGGCAUUUGAUAUGCAAUGCAUGUGAUUCAUCCUGCAGCUUUUCAAAAUGUGUUCAAAGAAAAUCAGUCAUUAUCAUGCAUGCAUGACCUAUGUAUUUUAAGAAUGCUUGUGCACUCUUUCUUUGGGAAUACUGCUGCAGUUAGCACUUUUAUUAAGUGCUGCAUUUACACAUAUUAGUGGCAGUUACAGUGCACCAAAUACAGUUUAGUAAUGCCAGACUGUAAUAAACCUUAUAAUCACUCAGAGAAAGGUAUAUUUGUGGUGUAAGACAUUUCCAGCAGAAGUUUUGUGAUAGUUAUAAGUGCCAGCACGAGUUACUUCUGUUACAGGAUAGAAGGAGUUUAUGUUGUACCAAAAUCACUUGUGUUCAGUUUAAUUGCAACUAUGAUUAAAUCAUAGAAACAGACUUCUUACUGUAGAUAAUGAUAUCUGUCUUGUGGUUAUGAAACAAUUCUUUUUCACUGUACUGUAGCAUUUAAUGUAAUGCUCUUUGCUCUUAUGAGAUCAAAAUAUUGAAAUUAGAUGGUAGCUUCAUGUUGUUGGAAGUGCUAAUCUGUAUAUCUGUAAAACUGUUCUUGCCUGCUGAAUUGAUGUUCAAGAUGACGAAAAUACAACUGGUAGCCAAGAAAGUCCAGUGAACCAUUCUGCAGCACAAUGGUGAAUUACAACAGAAAAAUAUAUAUUCGACAUUCUCUUGCAGAUACCCUGCAGUCAUUUUGUUUACAGUUUUGGCAUUGUGUGGCCAGAAAAUGGUGCAAACUUAAAAAUUUAUACAUGUAUUAAUAAAAUUGAGAACAAUAUUACAUAAACCUGCCGAGUGUAUGUGGUACAGCAGUGCUGGCUGUGAACCCAUUUUGUGAAAGCAGCAGUAAAAUAAUUUUGGAAAAAUUGUGGCUUUUAUUCAGUCUUUUGUUUAUAUAAUUCAAUAUAAUGUGCCCAAAUUAACAUUUAAAUUGGUAACAACAAGAAAAUUCUGUAUUUUUCUAUUGUCUACUGAAAGUUAAGUAAUUGUAGUGUACUGAGGCUGACUUGUAAUUUCAUCUGUCCUAACAGUAAAUCAGCAGAUGCAGGGCAUUUAUUUACACAUUUUAAUGAUAUUUUUCAUUUGUAAGAUCUGAAUUUUCUGUGUGCUUUAAGAUAGUUGUAGAUACUGUAAUGAUGUUCAGUAUAAAGGUGAAAUCUGUUACUCAUCUUAAGGACUGAUGAUAUAAUGUUGCAAGAGUAUACAGAAUGAGUUUAUGCAAAGUGAGGAAAUAUUCUAGGAUGUCAUUGUAUUGAAAACUCUGAAAAUUGACCAUCUAAGACAUAUGAAUCAUUAAUAUUGAAGUGACAUUUUUUAAGAAAAAUAGAAACACAAACUUAAUGAACUUUGGGUUUACCUGUCUGUAGACAUAUCAUAAAACAUAAUAUCAGUGUUUGUUAAUCAAAAUCAAAACUUAUUUUAUCAAUUUGAGAAGAGCUGUUGGUAACAGUUUAACAGUUAUUAAAACAUUUCAUUGAGGAUUAUUUGCUAGACUGAUAGGACACCAAAGCAAAGAACAGUGAUCAUCUUGUAACUGAACUGUGAAGAAUUUUCAGCGUUGUCCUUUCUGUACAUGUGUAAAUAUUAAGUUAUGUAAUUAUAUGAAAUUGUGUUGCAGAAAUGUUCUUUGAGUAUGUUGAUCCAAGUAUUUCAUUUUGUAUUAUUUUACAGCUUUAUGUAGUAUUGUGCCAAUUAUUAUUUCUGUGAAAAUAAAUUUAACAGUAGUUAUAAGA
Schistocerca gregaria is the source of this 4667-nucleotide messenger RNA. RefSeq names its product thrombospondin type-1 domain-containing protein 4 (gene loh). Bases 203 to 2656 code for a protein of 817 amino acids. Lineage: Eukaryota; Metazoa; Arthropoda; Insecta; Orthoptera; Acrididae. Gene Ontology annotation, biological process: extracellular matrix organization. Gene Ontology annotation, molecular function: metalloendopeptidase activity. Gene Ontology annotation, cellular component: extracellular matrix. The record is from RefSeq and is a predicted model, not a curated record. The transcript is spliced from 19 exons.